Dalotia coriaria is the source of this 1865-nucleotide messenger RNA. RefSeq names its product Swt1 RNA endoribonuclease (gene Swt1). The record is from RefSeq and is a predicted model, not a curated record. Gene Ontology annotation, cellular component: nucleus. Lineage: Eukaryota; Metazoa; Arthropoda; Insecta; Coleoptera; Staphylinidae. The transcript has 5 exons. Bases 1 to 1719 code for a protein of 572 amino acids.
AUGGAUCGUCGAUAUCUGGUAGCAAAACGACGUUACGAUGAAAAAAACAGUGAUCAACAACAAAAUGCAACCAGGAACAAUACUCGUUCAAGCAAUGUUCAACAGAAUCGUCAUGGAAUUAAGAAGGCCGUAUCAUCGAAAAACAUUGCAGACGCACGCAUGAAAAGAUUGAGGGAGUCGUUGGCAAAUGAUUUAAAUGAAUCUGAUUACAUAGGUUCUACCCCACCAGCAAAACGGUUUGCACCUGAUUCUGAAACCAGAACUUCAGAGUGUUGCAAUGUACCAGAACUUGAAUCAAAUAGCCCACUACAUCUUAGUCACACACUUGCUCCAUAUUCAUCACAACUUCCUGCAACUCCAGGCAUUGAACAGAAAGCAGUUAGUUGCAAAUCUCCCAGGAAAAACUUCACACCUUACAGCAACUUUUCACCUCCAUCCACUUCAAGACAAUCAGCAAAUAAGAGACUCAAGGAUGCAAUUACAUCAACACCACAGCACAUAAAACAUAAGAAAUAUUCAAAAGCAGCUACAAGUCUUGAUGAUCACUUGACUUUCACACAAUUUGUGCAGAAUAAUACUGCAAGUACCAGUGGUGCUGAAUUGUUAAAUGAUGAAGAUAGUGUUAUCACUGACUUGUCUGCCUCCAGUAAUAAUUUUAGCAAUCUCUCCACCAGUUCAAUUUCUAAUGUUUCAUUAUUGUGUCAUGCAAAUAAUUCAACCAGGGAGGAUAUUGAUAUUGAAAAUAUGGAUUGGUCUCCAAUAUCAGAAGAACAGUUGCUAUCAAAUAUUCGUGAAGCUAGAGAAAGCUUGUUUUCAGUACAAAAUCAACAACAACUUGCCUUGAAUAAAAAUAAGGAUUUCUCUGUUGGACAUUUGAAUACAGAAAAUCUCUUUGUGGUUGUUGAUACUAAUAUUUUUAUAGAUAAACUACAAACGGUUAUUAAUAUUAUGCAUAUUUCUUAUGCAGAUGAUUCUCAGCCAGUAAUUUAUGUGCCUUGGAUGGUAAUACAAGAGUUGGAUUACUUUAAAGACGGCUAUAGUUUGUCUGAAAAGCAUCCUGUGUCAAAAAUAAUUCAGACACGCUGCAGGAAAGCCGUGAAAUUUAUUAAUGAAUGUCUGAUCGCUGGCAAACAGAACUUUAAAGGUCAACCUGUCCAGCGAGCGGCAGAAACUCGCCUGAAGGGACAUUCUGCAGACGAUUCAAUUCUCUCAUGUUGUGUUCAAUUGUUUAGUGAAGGUUUUGACGUUAUUUUAUUGUCUAGUGAUACUAAUUUAAGAAAUAAGGCAAUGAUUAGUAAUAUACGCGCAUUCGCACCAAUCGAAAUAAUGAACGAGUUGAAGAAAAAAUCACUGAAGAAAACUUUCAACUUUGUCGAUGAGAUCUCAAAGAAACUAGCUCUGAUUUGCAGUUUUGUGCUACAUUUUGAAAUCAAAGCACAUUACGGUGAACGCCACUACGAACAACAAUUGUUUAAAGAUCUGCCGUGGCAAUUUCGAGAUUGCAUCAAGUAUAUGCGUGAACAUUUCGAUCCUGUUUUUCGUUCACAUCUGCCUAAACAAUGCAGAAAAGUGGUGGAUGACUUGCAUGAGUUUUUAUUUGUCAAUGAAGCAAUUGUCAACGAAAUUAAAUUCACGGAGUUGUGCCUUUCCCUGCUCAUAUAUCUACAAACUGGAUUGCCAAAAUACGAAACAAACAUCCACAACACCAUCAAGAGAUAAAAGAGCUGGAGCGCGAAUUUUUUGUUUGAAUUGCAGUUGAUAAUGUUGAUAACGACACAUUGACUGAAGAAGUCCAUAUAGUUUAUGAUAUUUUUAUAAAGUUGUGUUACAAACAUUUGAAUUCAAUAUGACUUGUCUCGAUGUUA